Messenger RNA from Oppia nitens, 1236 nucleotides. RefSeq lists its product as uncharacterized. Bases 4 to 1236 code for a protein of 410 amino acids. The record is from RefSeq and is a predicted model, not a curated record. Lineage: Eukaryota; Metazoa; Arthropoda; Arachnida; Sarcoptiformes; Oppiidae. The transcript has 2 exons.
CCGAUGUCCAGCGAUAGACAACCGAUAAGUGUCGAUCACUUGUUGGCAACCGAUAUGACUACCGCAGCCACUGCCGACACUAACAAAACUCAGAUAUCGGUGACCAUCGCCAUCGCCACCACUACCACCGCUGUCGGCAACGAAGCCGACGCCAACGACAGCGAUAGUAGAUUUCAAUGCGACUGCCGUUUCGGACCCGACGGCCAGCCAUGUUGUCGGCAGUUUGACGGCCCAGACAUUGCUGACCAUCGGCUGGACUGCCAGAGCUGUGACUACUGGGACGACCACUACUGCUAUAAUCUAUUGAACGAACGUAUCAUAGCUAUCAUGUCAGUACUGAUUGACAACUCGCGUAAUGUUGUCGUUGUUGGCGGUGGUGGCCAGCAAUCAGCGGGAAAAUUACCGCAACGCCACAAACGACGUCAGAAGUCGACGGUUAGAUUUUUAUGGCGCGGACGACCAGUUUGUAAAUCAUUGUUUCUCUAUGUUCACGGCAUUACUAAACCCAAGUGGACAUACCUGAAGAAACGUUAUCAUCGGUACGGUGUUGAACCUCGAGAACACCAGAAUAAAGUGAAUCCAGUGAACAAUCGGGCCAUCAAUACGGAAGAACGUAAAUCAAUUGCCGACUAUAUUGUCGGUUAUGCCAAACAAAAUGCCCGCAAUCCUGACGCCCGUCAAUCGGAUCGCUGGUUAUUGCCGGCCACGCAAUCGAUAAAAUCGGUAUAUCGUGUGUUUGCGGCCAGUGGUCAGCACCGGGCGAUCAGUUACGAAGCGUUUCGCAAUGUCUGGCGCCGGCAUUGCCAGCUAAUCGGUUUCGAUAGCAAAAACGAUCGCCAAUCGGUCGCCGAGUUUAUCAAAAGUUACGCCAAACGGCACGCCGUCAGCAACACCACCACCGGUACUAUCGAUGAGCAGUCGAUGACAGUCCCAUCACCGCCGGGAAUACUGAUACUGCCGGCCGAUUGUAAUGUCAAAACAGUGUACACAGAGUUUCAGCGCCGACAUCCGCGAUCGGCGCACGUGUCGUACGACGUGUUCAACAGUACGUGGAAAGCCCUGUGCGCUGACAUCCGAUUUGCCAAUACUGCUCACUACGGACGCCGAAAGUGCAGCCAUUGCGGAGCCGAAGGACACACCAAUCGGAAAAUUGGUGACCACUUUCUUUGUCCGCUGCGUGAGUCGCAGUCGGGACUGUCGGGACUAAUGCGAAAAGCCCGACGUAAACCACAGUAG